AUGAUACGAGGAACGGUGGUGGUGGCCAGCGUCUGCUUGGCCGGCGUGUCGGGUCAGUGUCCGCGCAUCGUGACCCGUGCCCAGUGGGGAGCUCGGGCGGCCAACACGGCCCAACUUCCGAUCCGUCCGGCCCCGUGGGUCGUGAUGCACCAUACGGCCGGAGCCCACUGCACGACGGAUGCGGCCUGCGCCACGCAGAUGCGCAACAUCCAAAACUUCCACAUGAACAGCAACGGGUGGGCCGACAUUGGCUACAACUUCCUGGUCGGUGAGAACGGCGCGGCGUACGAGGGCCGCGGCUGGGGACGCCAGGGAGCCCACGCUCCCGGAUACAACGAUCGUUCGGUCGGCAUGGGCGUGAUGGGCACCUUCACCAACGGAAUCCCGAACGCGGGCCGCAACGCCGCCCAGCAGCUCAUCAGCUGCGGAGUUUCGCUCGGACACAUCGCCUCCAACUACUGGCUCAUCGGGCACCGACAGGCCGUGGCCACCGCUUGCCCCGGCAAUGCCUUCUUCAACGAGAUCCGCAACUGGGCGCGCUUCAACCCGAACGUCUGA
This is a messenger RNA of Anopheles cruzii, 558 nucleotides long. Its product is annotated as peptidoglycan-recognition protein SC2-like. NCBI's taxonomy places the organism in Eukaryota, Metazoa, Arthropoda, Insecta, Diptera, Culicidae. Gene Ontology annotation, biological process: peptidoglycan catabolic process; innate immune response. The record is from RefSeq and is a predicted model, not a curated record. Gene Ontology annotation, molecular function: zinc ion binding; N-acetylmuramoyl-L-alanine amidase activity; peptidoglycan binding.